Molecule: messenger RNA, 10751 nt
Organism: Salvelinus fontinalis (brook trout)
Lineage: Eukaryota; Metazoa; Chordata; Actinopteri; Salmoniformes; Salmonidae
Product: TBC1 domain family member 2A-like
Exons: 12
Coding region: 38-2635 (865 amino acids)
Source: RefSeq, a predicted model, not a curated record
CAUUUGAUUUGGGGUGGAGAAAGCAGGCAGAGACGGAAUGAAUGACAUUGCCUUUCUAAACAAAGACGGGGACAGUUUUCCCACUGAGCCCAGAAAGCAGAGCCCAGUGGUAUCUGCUGCCACCACAUUAUGCGGGUAUCUGGACAAGCUGAGCGGGCCACUUAAGGUCUGGAGGUCCCUCUGGUUCAUAUAUGAAGAGAAGGAGUGUCAGCUGGUCUACUACAAGUGUGCCCAGGAUGUGAAUCCACUGGGAUGGAUUGACCUGUCCAAUGCCAUACUGGGAGACCUACCACAGGCAGACCAGGGGACCUUCUACAUUCAAACACCCGAGCGCACCUUCACCCUCAAGGCUGUGAAUUGCAAGUCUAUGAUAUACUGGCUAAAGCAGCUCCAGUUGAAGAGGUGGCAUCAUGGGAACAUUUCUGGAAAGCUGUUAAUGGUCACCAGUCACCAUGCACUACGACGAUACGCCACUCUGAGUGACGUCCUCCUCAGACACACUCCGACAGGAAUUCAUAAGGAAUACUUACUCCGGAGCCGCUCCUCCCAGGAGCUCAGCCACAGCCUCAGCUGGGAGGAACUCUGGGACCCAUUCCUGCCACUCAAAGACAUCCAGGCCCCUCCAUAUUUUGACCAGGACAAAUCACCUCCAAAAACAAAUAUUGAGCCCUCUGGGCCAAAAACACAGUGGGUCCAGGAGAUAGAGGCACCACAGGAACACCAGAGCUCCCUAAGCAGUGAGAGCUCCUCUUCUAACCCCGCAGAUAAGACUGCUAGUCCACAGCAGGAAGAGCCUGCAGACACUGCCCGUCUUCAACAGGAAGUGCUCAGUCUGGCAGGCCAGGUCAAGGCCCAGAAGGAUCUAGUAUCCCUGUUGCAGAAGGCCCUGGAGUUGGCCCAGCAGGAGAAAUUGACUCCUGCAGUAGAGUCCCUGAGGUCGGAGUGUGAAUGGAAGAGUUCCAACUCACAACCAUGGAAUCAAGGCGAGUGCAACACAGAUAAUUCGUAUGGCCUGCAGGUUGCGCCACUGCUGCGGCACGACUGUGUGGCCGAGUCUCAGGAUCACCUCCGGAUACUGGCUGAGAGGAACCAGGCUGAGAGAGAGUUGGUCCACCGUCUGUCCCAACAAGAGGCUGAGAGUUUGGCCGACCCCCAGCGAAGCCUCGUCCGCGGUUGGACUGUCCUUGAAACGCAGGAGCAGCUGAGACAGGAGAUUAGGAAUCUUAAGGACAACAUUGAGGCCUACAAGACUCAGAAUACUUACUUGAACGCAGAGAUCUACAAGCUAACCAAAGAAUGGAGGCAGAGUACAGAACAAGAGAAGUGCUUGAUGAUAAAGUGUGCCCAUCUGGAGGCCAAGGUGUUCCGGAUGGAGAGCAGGUCUCUGACAGUCCUCUUCAAGCUACAGGAGAGCAGAGGUUUGGAGAGACACAGGGAAGCCAUAAAGACCCUGAUCACUGACACUCUUCGGGAGGGCGGGAGGGACAUUCUGGAACUGAACCCUGUCAGGGAAUAUGAUGAGUAUGGGUUCAGAAUCUCCACUGACAUCCAAAUGGAUGAUAUGAAGCUGCUGGCCAAACUGCAAGCAUUAGGGAUUCGUUCCCACGAUCCCCCACAACAACAGAAGGAUGGGGAAGAGGAGGGGGACGGCGAGCGUCUUUGGGGCCGCUGGGCCCAGCACUUUGAUGGCAGACGAUCAGACAAGGCGGUGGCCUCUCCGAAGCUGAAGGGGCUUCUGAGAAAGGGCGUGCCUUACCACUACAGGCGCCGUGUGUGGCGCUGGAUAGUGUGGAGCCGCACUCGCUCCCUGAGAGAGCGCCACCCCCACUGGUACCAACAGAUAUGCUUUAGGAGCCAGGCUGCGUCGGCCCCCCGGGUCUCGCAGCAGAUCUGGUUGGACCUGGAGACCACUCUGAGGGGGAACCGCCACUUCUCCUUCCCUGCCAAGCGUGCCGUCCGGCAGCUACAUCGUAUCCUCCUGGCCUUUUCUUGUCAUAACCCGUCUGUCGGCUACUGCCAGGGCCUCAACAGAUUGGCUGCCAUGGCCUUGCUAGUGUUGCAGAGCGAGGAAGAUGCUUUCUGGUGUCUGGUGGCCAUUGUCGAGACCAUCAUGCCUCAGGACUUCUAUGGCAAGACUCUAACAGCAUCUCAGGUGGAGCAACGCGUGCUCAAGGACUUUAUGGCAGAGAAGAUGCCGAGACUAACAGCCCAUUUCCACUGUCACGGAGUGGACGUGUCCCUGGUCACCUCCGACUGGUUCCUAGCUGCGUUCGUGGAGAGGCUGACCAGUGACGUCCUGCUCAGAAUUUGGGACGCCUUCCUGUACGAGGGCACCAAGGUGAUAUUUCGCUAUGCAUUGGCGCUCUUCAAAUACACAGAAGAGGACAUUCUGAAGAUUCAUCAUAGUGUGGAUAUCUACCAGUACCUCCAUUUCAUCACCAGAACCAUCACAGACAGCAGGAGACUGACGACCAUUGCAUUCAGCGACAUGAACCCGUUUCCUUUCAAGCUGCUCCGUCAGAGACGGGCCCUGCACCUUCAGUGUGUGCAUGUACAGUUGAGUGAGUUAGAGCGUAUCCAGAGGAAGCUGGGUAGAGAGCGACGCCAGCACAAGGACAGGGAGGGGGCCACAUGAGCUCUGGAUAAAAGGCUCUGGCCAGAUUCCAAUCAGAACUUUUACCUCCUGCCUCCUGUUACUCACUUAUCCCAGUAGAUAUUGUAGGUUUGUAAUUUCUUGUUUGAUGUUUUCAAUGUUCAUGUUUUAUUGUCACGUGCAUAAAUACAGUGAAAUGCCUUUCUUGCAAGCUCUUUCCCAACAAUGCAGCAAUCAAUAUCAAUAGUACUAUAAAAAUGUAUAAAGUAGAAUUAAAAAAAGACGAGAAAUAGAAAUUAGAACACGAGGAAGCAAGUAAGCUAUAUACAGGGUCAGUGCCAUAUUUACAAUGUGCAGGGAGUGGUAGGGGUAGAUACAUCGAGCUCCAAAAGUGUUGGGACAGUGACACAUUUGAUGUUGUUUUGGUUCUGUACUCCAGCACUUUGGAUUUUAAAUGAUACAAUGACUGACUGUGAGGUUAAAGUGCCGACUGGCGGUUUAAAUUUGAGGGUAUUUUCACCCAUAUCAGGUGAACUGUUCAGAAAUUACAUACAUUUUUGUACAUAGUCCCCCCCAUUUUAGGAGACCAAAAGUAUUGGGACAAAUUCACUUGCGUGUAUUAAAGUAGUAAAACGUUAAGCAUUUGGUCCCAAUUUCACAGCACGCAAUGACUACAUCAAGCUUGCGACUCUGUUGGAUGCAUUUGCUGUUUGUUUUGGUUGUGUUUCAGAUUAUUUUGUGUCCAAAAAAAAUGCAUGGUCACUUUUACUGUAAAUAAGAAUAGAAUGUUUCAAAACACUUCUACAUUACUGUGGGUGCUACCAUAUUUAUGGAUAAUCCUGAAUGAAUCGUGAAUAAUGAGUGAGAAAGUUAGAGGCAUAAAUCUCUUUCUCACUCAUUAUUCAUGAUUCAUUCAAGACUUUAUAACUGUCCCAAUACUUUUGAAACUCACUGUAUGUAUAGAGGUAAGUUGACUAGGCAUCAGGAUAUAUGAUAUGUGGCAGACCAGGGUAUUUGGCCAAGAAGUUUACAUAGAUCAGACACAGACAGAGUAGGAUUAGCUCGGUUUCAAGGGUGUUUAUUUAAAUAAUAAAUCAAAAAGGAUAGGUCUACUCCAUGAGACCCUCUCCGGGAUACUGUCUUCUGGGCUCCAGGUCUUGUUGUAUCCUGCCAGGAUCAAAACUAACCAUCUAACCAUCCCUAACUAUACAGGAGUCCCCCCCCCCUCCCCCGUGAGGGCGUUAAAAUCUGCUUCUAUUCUGUGGAUGGCACUGUGCUCUUUUGAAAGGAUAGGUCCCAAUCUCUCAAAGGCCCUAGGAUCCAGGUGGACAGGGGUGGUCUGCUAGUCACUGGGAUGACAAUCCAACUUGGGAUGGGGGUAGGUUUUAGCGGGUGGAAUAGUGGUCACUGUGCCCAAGGAAGCAAAGGUAAUCUGCCUAAAUCAUUACCGUCCGUAGCACUCACAUCAGUAGCCAUGAAGUGCUUUGACAGGCUGGCCAUGGCUCACAACACCAUCAUUCCGGAAAACCUAGACCCACUCCAAUUCGCAUGCCGCCCCAACAGAUCCACAGACGACGCAAUCUCAAUCGCACUCCACACUGCCCUUUUCCACCUGGACAAAGGAACACCUAUGUGAGAAUGCUGUUCAUUGAAUACAGAUCAGCGUUCAACACCAUAGUGCCCACAAAGCUCAUCACUAAGCUAAGGACCCUGGGACUAAACACCUCCCUCUGCAACUAGAUCCUGGACUUCCUGACGGGCCACCCCAGGUGUUAAGGGUACGCAGCAACACAUCUGCCACGCUGAUCCUCAACACGGGGGCCCCUCAGGGGUGUGUGCUUAGUCCCCUCCUGUACUCCUAGUUCACUCAUGACAGCAUGGCCAAACAGGACUCCAACACCAAGUUUGCUGAUGACACAACAGUGGCAGGCCUGGUCACCGACAACGAUGAGAGGCGGUCAGAGACCUGUGGUGACAGGACAACAAGCUGUCCCUCAAUGUGAGCAAGACAAAGGAGUUGAUCGUGGACUACAGGAAAAGGUGGGCUGAACAGGCCCCAUUUAACAUUGACGGAGCUGAAGUAGAGCGGGUCAAAAGUUUCAAGUUCCUUGGUGUCCACAUCAACAACGAACAAUCAUGCUUCAAACACACCAAGACACCAAGACAUGAAGAGGGCACAACAACCCCUUUUCCCCCUCAGGAGACUGAAAAGAUUUGGCAUGGGUCUCCAGAUCCUCAAAAAGAUACAGCUGCACCACCGAGAGCAUCCUGACCGGUUGCAUCACCGCCUGGUAUGGCAACUGCUCGGCAUCUGACCGUAAGGCGCUACAGAGGGUAGUGCGUACGGCCUAGUAAAUCACUGGGGCCAAGUUUCCUGCCAUCCAGAACCUAUAUACUAGCGGUGUCAGAGGAAGGCCCAAAAAAUUGUCAAAGACUCCAGUCACCCAAGUUGUAGACUGUUCUCUCUGCUACCGCAUGGCAAGCGGUACCGGAGCGCCAAGUAUAGGACCAAAAGGCUCGUUAACAGCUUCUACCCCCAAGCCAUAAGACUCCUGAACAAUUAAUCAAAUGACCACCAGGAAUAUUUACAUUGACAUCCCCCCCUCCAUUUGUUUUUACACUGCUGCUUCACGCUGUCUAUUGUCUAUGCAUAGUCACUUUGCCCAUGCCUACAUGUACAAAUUACCUCGACUAACCUGUACCCCCGCACAUUGACUCGGUACUGGUGCUCCCUGUAUAUAGCCUCGACAGACACUAUGAAAGCUUAAAACAAGAUUAUUCAUCCCAAAGGAUCGAACAGCUGAACAGUCAAAGACAUGGUUCCACCAGUGGUGGUAUAUAUGGGUGAUUCUGCAACUUCGGACACUUUGGCCCAACAAGCAUUCAGAAAUGUAUUGAAACACCAUUUUACCAGUAUUAUAAUCGUCUGUGAUUUGUCUAGAAAUAAUAUCUGAUAAUGGCUGCGAUCGUACUAUUAAGGAAUUUAUAUAUUUUUGUAAUUUUUCUCAGACAGCCAUAGACAAAUUUCCAUCACAUCAUUAAACAUCCAUUUUAGUUAAAUGAAAUAUCAUACAAUUAUUUCUUAUACAUUUGUACAUUAUCUUUCAUUGAAUAUUAUUUGAAAAGGAUUUCCUCAAAUGAAUAAUUCAACACAAUGCUUGAAUAUAUAAACUUGCCUUUGUGACAGUUAAAGAUUUACUUAUCAUUAAAAAAAUAAGAUAUUUCCACCAAACCUUUUUGUGAGAUUAUGAUAACAACCAUAUGAUUUCCCUAUCUAAAACAAAUCAAUCAAUGUAAAUUAUACAUAAUAUACUAAUUUACCUAAAAAUGUGGGUGUGGUGGAAAUGACAUCGAUGUAAAAAAAACUUGAAAGCAAUAUUUUAUUGCAAACAUUUUGAACAACAACCACUGUAGAACAUUUAAUUAAUUUAAGAAAAAGUAAGAUUCCAAAAGUGGGCAGAGGUCAAGGAAGUAGGCCAGUGUUUUUGAGAGAUGAGCCCAAAUUGCAGAGGGGUCAUCCGCAUAGAAGAGCUCAGUGAGCAAAGUGAAACUGUAUCACUUGUGGUAUGUCCAACACAGGUGUGGAGGGUCACCUGCAUGUGAGAAUCACCAAAAUGAACAGCCUGGAUUUCACUGGUGUAUUUACACAGGUAGUUCUCUCUUUGGCACAACUUUGGUUUUAGAAGUGGGGGGGAAAUAAUUAUUCUAAUUUGUUUUAUCAAGUUGGAUAAACACUCCAAACAGCCUACCCGACCGCUCGGAGGUGUCUGCAUGGUCCUAAAGCACACCGUUGAUUCAUUUUGUAUCACAUUCAAAUGAUAAAACUGGAGGGGACAAAAAUAAAAUUUCAGAAUGUGAGGGGGACAUGCCCCCCAUCCCCAAUGAAAGUUGCACCCCUAAGUUCUCUGCAAAGUCAAUAUGCACAAUCUCCUCUUUCCACAGAUACUCUUUUAAUUCUCUCAGUUUGGAGUAUUGCUGUCGAAUGUUGUACAUGCGUUAGGAAUUUUGUUAAUAAAUAAUUAAAACAAUUUCUAGCUUUAGAUAAAACUAUAACUAAUUGAACUCUGCACGCCUGGUGAAAAGAGAUUUGUGUUGUGGGUUAUAAAAUAAGCAGAAAGGGUCGUUAAACUAUGGUUGAACUGACCCAACUUAGCCCUGAGGUGUUUAGAUAAGGCUGUGGGUAACUUUUUAGGUCUUCCAUUACCUUGAGUUGUCUGCUAAAGUGGUAAUAAAUUAUAGUGAUCCUUCAGGAGGAUAGAUUAUAUUGUGUGUCAUGUGUGUGCGCUGGGAAGUUGGAAUGAACUUUUGAACCUGUUUUCUAUUUGUCAGGACAAGGAGACUUAUUCUGUAACCUAUGACGUCAUAUCUUGUAUAUAAACCUGUUGUUUAUGAUCAAAUGGUAGCGUGCUCGGGGGAUAAAUACUAUAAUCUAAUUUUAAUAAGACUGUAUCCUGUCUAUUUUAUGUUAAUAAGUAUCUUACAAAUUCUUAUAAAUAGACAGAUUGAAUUUAAUUAAUGAAUACAUUAGAGGAAUUAUUCAAUUCCUCCAACAAUUGGUCCUUCGAGCGGAUACCCAAACUUUGCCUCUGUCAUCCGAAGAUAUUAGCUGAAAACCGUGCACGGGCAGGUCUGGACCCGUUAUUUAAAGUCCUGGCCUCUGAAUUGAGGUUAAAAAACAGACCGGUGUAUAUAUAUCUGAGGUCGACAGAGACGGUGACGGAAUCCAACCGGCAUUGCUUUUCCCAGUCUGCAAGACGACGGUAAAUAGUCUUUAUUCUCGAAUGUGGGGGGUAUGAUGUAAGUUAUCUUUGAUUUGAAGUUCUAAACGUGUUUAGAAUUUAUCAAUAAUAGGAGCUUCUCUAUUCCAAACAUAUUGUGGGUUACUUGUAUGACCAAAAUACAAGAUGGAUGUAACAGGUCCGAAAAGACCUGGGUAGGUGCAUUACCGAAAUAAAAUAUUGGCCUUAAUGAUCCGGGCCUUGCAAGCCGUGAGGGUUAUUAAGGAGGAUAUAGUAAGUGUUGUUAGAUAGGACGGUCGUUUUGUACAAAUAGGACAGCCAUUAAUUCAAAAGACAUACCUAAAUACCUAAGUAUAUGGGAAGUAGUCUGACUAUGAAAAAUAGCAGAUAGAUAUAUUAAAACAGGUGAGGAUAAAUUGGGCUUGGUGAGAAGGCAGGGUAAUCCUAGGCGAACGGAAUAACUGAUCCUAUUCAAUACUGAAAGUGAUAAUAUCCAAAAGAGUGGGAGGGAAACUUAAAAUAGCGAAGUGAGAUUGGAUAAAUACAACCAGAGUUUGAUCAGGGAUGUGUGUCCCCUGGGUAAUAACUGACAGGAGUGAGAUCUAAUGUCCAAUCGAUAACAACGCUAUAGAUAAAGUUUCCAGGGAAGAGAAUCAUAUAAAUACAUACACAUAAAUUGUAACUAGGUAACGGUAAACAGCUCACACAUAGUUCAUAGAAAUAUAUACACUUCAAUUGUGACAGUGUAGAAAGAGAAGAUCUGAAUCCCCUAAUAGAAUUACCCAAUCCCCAGGCGGGGGAGGGUGAUCAUGACAGUGGAGCGCAGGACCUGGGGAGCCAUUCUGAGCAAAAGUUACAGAAUUAUGUGCUAACCUAACGAAAAUUACUACCGACAUGCUGACUCCUCUAAGGUAACUAAAUGCAGACAGAGAGAAAGUGAAAUAGUCAGUCAGUACCUAGAACGUUUCAAAGAUGUAUUCAAUGCUAACAGUGGUACACCGGAACCAGCCCCGGGGGUGAUCAAAAUACCCCUUAUCAUCAGCAACUAAAAAUAGCCUUUUUAACUGGAAUGCGUGUUGAAAUCAGUAAGGAGGUGGUAAAAGAAUUUAGUUGGAUGGGGGUUGGCAACUCUAGCGGAGGUAAGAAGACAUGCUGUCCACCAUGAACAGCACGGACAGGCAGAAAAAAGAAAAUGGGAUGAGUUCUUGAUGGCGGUGCUGGAGGACAGAGCAGCAGGAGGGGGAAACAGAGAGAACGGGACUGUGACAGAAAAAAGUUUGAGCGGCUGUAAAUGUAAGACGUAAUUUAUAAUUUUGUACGAAGCCUAAGGUUUUCCACCAAACUAAUUUUCAGUGCGUGAUUAAUGUGAUGUAGUAAAGUUUUAGAAAUAUGUUGCAUGAGUAAACAUAAUCUACAUGUAUUUAAAGGCACAAGAUCUGUUUCCUAGUUUAUAAAUGUUGAUUUUAUUGUUUGACUGCUAAUCUAUUAAUUUGGCAUGGGGGAAAUAUAGCUGGAAUAAUGCUUGUACCUUUUAAAUUAGGGCUAUUUUUGUAGUCUCUGUGUUAUAGUUAAGAAUACAGACAAAUGUGAAGUGGGUUUAAAUGCGGAUAAUUUUUUGUUAUUCACAUAGCUUUGGUGGAUCAGUGGUAGAAUUCUCACGAAAACACAAUAUAGCGUUAUACCACAAUAGCAAACAUCACAACAGCAUUGAUUCAAGGCAAAAAUAGCGAUAACGUAUAAACCACCAAAAUAUAUUAAUUUUUUCACUAACCUUCUCAGAAUUCUUCAGAUGACAGUCCUAUAACAUCAUAUUACACAAUGCAUAUAGAGUUUGUUCGAAAAUGUGCAUAUUUAGCGGCACAAAUUGUGCUUAUACAAUGUGAUUAGUGUCCAAAACCUCAAGCAAUCUGUCCGGCGCCAUCUUGGAGAGGCACCUAUUCUAAUCGAAAACUAUUCAUAAACUUGACAAAAAAAAUACAGGUUGGACAGCAAUUGAAAGACAAAUUAGUUCAUCAUGCAAUCGCUGGGUUACAUUUUUAAAUUAACGUUACUUCAAAAUACAGCGUGCGAUAAAGCAAGGCUGCACUGCAAGUAAUGGCGGCUUAUGCAUUUGACUUUUUUCAACAGAACAACGAAUUAUCAGCAUAAAUAGUUCUUACUUUUUGAUGAACUCUCAUCAGAAUCUUGGGAAAGGUGUCCUUUGUCCAAAAUAAUCAUUGCUAGGUUGGAGAACGUCCUCUUCAACGUUGCAAUUAGCAGUAAACAUUAGCCAUGUGGGCCAGAGAUACCCAACUUCCUACAACGCCACGAAAAUAAAUACCCGAAAAUCGCAAUAUACAGACAUAAUCUGAUAUAAUUCGGUUCAAAAUAACAAGAUUAUGAUGUCUUUAAAGCCUAUAUCGAAUAAAAACACAGCCGGAAAUGUCUAAGAUCUAUAACCGAUGCUUCUAGUACAAUGUGCCAAGGUCCUCAGUGCGUCAGAGCGAAGGGGAAAAGAACGAUACACGUCUUUGCCAAGUCAUUUAUAACCUUUGGGAUCUACGUAGAGACUCCAUUUCAAGUCUCCCUAUUCGCUAACAACCAGGGGAAGGCGUAUGCAGUGCAUCUCAACCAAUAGAAGACAGGCAGAGUUAUACAAAGGUCUCAGAGCAGCUUGGAAAAUUUGGCACUCACAUCCACAUAGGAAAAUUGCUCUAAGUCCAGUUCUGUUUCACUCACAGAUAUAAUUCAAACGGUUUUAGAAACUAGAGAGUGUUUUCUAUCCAAUAGUAAUAAUAGUAUGCAUAUUGUACGAGCAAAAAUUGAGUACGAGGCCGUUUAAAUUGGGCACGAUUUUCCCCCAAAGUGAAAACAGCGCCCUCUGUCCUCAACAGGUUAAUAAGGUUUGAUUGUUGCUGCAGCUGAUCACUUGUGAUGCUGUAGUUUGUCCACCAUGGACUGGAGGUUGGCGUUUGUUUUGCAGAGGCAUGUGUCCCUAUCCUGGAUUGUUGGCUUGACAACCCAAAAAUACAUAUUUUAAAGAAUUCAUAGUAGGACAUUUUAAUCCUGAUAAUGGUUCUGAAUUGUGCCAUUCAAGAAGCGCUUCUGCUUUUUUUUCUUGUUCCUCGUUAGUGUGUCCUUUCUCCCAAUUGUUGCUCUACUGUUGUCAUCAUGUUCAUAGAAUCUAGUGAUUUUCUCUUCUGUGGCUGUGCUAAUUAUGUUACGCUGCUUUUUCCUAGAGUAUUGAAGACUUGUUGGCCUGUUUUCAUUUGCUCUCAUUGCUUUUGCUGAAAAUCCAAAUUGUCUGUUUGCAGGUUUGACCAGGCCAUACUUUCUCAGGAUGUUGCCUCUGAGCAUUUUUGAAGCCACUUGUUUGUUGUUGGCACUGCACAUUUUUGAUACUUUGCUUUAACUCUGCAAUGAUGGCAUUUUGAAACAAU